AUGAAGCUCUUUCUUCUCUCGCUCACCGCCGCCUGCUUCUGUUUUGUGGCCCAAACGCAGGCAGGCCCCGACGCCCUGGAGACCAGAAAACUCAGAGAAGUCCUGAGCCAGUUGGAGAAAGUUAAAGACAACUCACUGAAACUCGAUGAGCCGAUGAUGAGAACCCCCCCAAAGGACAUCCAGGACGGCUGCCGUCUUUCAGCCCUGGAAUGCUUUCGGACGAGUCUGACGGAGACUUUCAAAACCCCCGAAGCCACCAAGCUUUACAAGAACCUGGGACAGCGCACAACUAGGGUGGGACUGAACGUUAGCAGUACAGAAAAUGCAAUCCAGUCCACCUGCCCAGACUGUGCCCUGCAUCCCAUGGAGAAAGCCACGGUUUUUUUCGACAGACUGAAGAGCCUCAUCCAAAACGGUCUUAAAGAGCUGAGCAAAAAUGAAAAAACGAAGACUCUGAAAUAACCGAGUAGUUGAUGAACGAAGACACUACACUGGAGAGGGCUUCACACGCCUUAACCAUGUCUAAUUUAUUUUCUAUUUAUUCAAUUUACUGUGUUGAUGAGCUCAAUGAAGCUAUAACGAAUGUAUUCUCAGAAAAGCUGCUUUGCUGCCACCCUGUGGAUUUGUUACCGUAGUUUUUUUUAUCCUUUUUUCUUUCCCUGAAAUAUAAAGUUUAUAAUGAGAUUAAUACUAUGUAUGAUGGGCCUUAGUGCAACAUGUCUCAGAUUAAAUAUAAAUGUACCAUCUGCAAAUAUUAAAAAGACCAUAAACAUAAAAGGUUUGCUUUGCUGGUUUUUAAGGACACUUGAUAAUAAGAAUACUUCAAAUAA
Menidia menidia (Atlantic silverside) is the source of this 830-nucleotide messenger RNA. The record is from the annotation of a GenBank genome assembly. Lineage: Eukaryota; Metazoa; Chordata; Actinopteri; Atheriniformes; Atherinopsidae.